This is a messenger RNA of Rosa chinensis, 527 nucleotides long. RefSeq lists its product as uncharacterized. Bases 54 to 350 code for a protein of 98 amino acids. NCBI's taxonomy places the organism in Eukaryota, Viridiplantae, Streptophyta, Magnoliopsida, Rosales, Rosaceae. The record is from RefSeq and is a predicted model, not a curated record. The transcript is spliced from 2 exons.
AAAGGCACCAUCUAUUGUUAAUUUCAGAAAAAAUAAAAACAGAAGCUGCAACAAUGAAGAAGAGCUCCAUGCCUCCUCAUCCUUUAUACUCUCCCAUUCUCGAAGAGCCUGAGAAACAAGAAGCCAAAAGCUUUAGGGUACUCGAGAAAGGACCUGCUGCAAGGUCUCAUGCUGAUCUGGAUCAAAACAAAGAGGCAGCAGCUGCAGCACCGAAGAAGCUAGAGAGGAAGACAACCGAAGACAUCAAUGAAAGCGCCGAUGCAUUCAUCAAGAAGUUCAGAAAGCAGCUGAUGAUCCAAAGGCUAGAGUCGAUCGAGAAUUACGAGCAAAUGCUAGCAAGGGGGCUCUAAUAGAGAUCAUAUAUCAUCCUAAAACUUCCAUGAUGCAUGUUCAUGAUCUACUACUACUAUCAUAAAACUUCUGUCAGAGGGAUUCACAUAUGAGGAUGUCAAGCAAUAAGUCAUAACGUGAUGUAAUAAAUUUAAGGGUAAAUUACUGGUCACACCUUGUACUUUGGUGCGUCGACA